Molecule: messenger RNA, 4635 nt
Organism: Cygnus olor (mute swan)
Lineage: Eukaryota; Metazoa; Chordata; Aves; Anseriformes; Anatidae
Gene: FANCC
Product: FA complementation group C
Exons: 15
Coding region: 1426-3186 (586 amino acids)
Biological process (GO): nucleotide-excision repair; interstrand cross-link repair; cellular response to oxidative stress
Cellular component (GO): Fanconi anaemia nuclear complex
Source: RefSeq, a predicted model, not a curated record
UGCAGUCAAGUUUUUUUCACUGCACCAGAACAGUUACACGUUUCAGCAAUGAAAUAAUUAAUAAUCUUGACAUCUAAGGAAGUGUUAACACAAUUGAUGGUAGAAAACAAAUAUAAAUUCUCCCAUGUUUUCACUUGACAAGAAAGGGAAGGAGCAGAAUGAUUGAAGACUUGCAUGAGUUAUGAACUGGACUCACAGUGUGAAUAUGGGCGUUACACCCAAAGCUCCGAGCUGUGCUGUGCAGAUGUGCUGGAUGUGUGGGAAACAUCCCAGCCAGUUUGUCUUGGUGGAUUGCCUGACGAGCAAUUGCUGUUUCCCAAAAAAGUACUUUGGAACUUCCACAGCCGAGCCUUUUAAUUCAUCAGGUGUUGGUGAUUCGAUAGGACAAAAUGAAAAGAAAGUAACGUAGGACUCAUGGAGAUAUUACUGCACAGGGUAGGCUGAAUUUGUCUUCGUACGGAAGGGGGUUGUGUCUCAUUUUACAGAAAGUUGAAAGCACUGGUGAUUGGAAAAGAUGACACACUGCACAAAAUUUGAAUAGAAGACUAUGAAAGCUGAAUGAGAUUAAGGACAUCAGCUAAAAUGGGUGAAAACUGCAAAGAGAAAAACAACUUCAGCCUUAGCAGCAGUGGUCCUGUAUUUAUGCAGGACAAAUCUUCUUGAAUAUCCAACACAAAUUAGCCUGUAAAUUCAGACUAGUGAUGUUGGUAGGGAAAAAAAAAAAAAAGGGGUGGAAAGACUGUAGCUGUUUCUCACCAGCUCUUCAUCUCAAGUGUUGAAUCUGGAGGUUAAAACGGUCAGGAGUGGAAAAAGUGCAAGGAUGAAGAGACGGAGCUGGUGAGUGAGAGGAAGAAUGGCGAGAAGGUGAAUAAAAGUCAGUGUGGAAGUGGGACAGGGAGCGAUGAACGAAACUGCUCUAAAUAGCCGAACUGUAUAGUGCUGUUACUUUCAGCAGGAUUUCCUUCAGGAACAGACUGAGAGGUUAAAUGACAAAACGUCGGUGUUUGCAGCUUAUUUACUACUCGGACACUUUUUAACAAGUUGAGGGCAAGUUUAGCAGUGUGCAUUCCUCAUUUUACCACCAGAACAAAUUCCAGCCACAGAAAUCUUACUUUUUCUUCAAAUUUGAAGUUUAUUCAACCCGAAGUUCCUCACCCUGCUGUACUUCUGUACCCACACUACUUGCUUGUGGAAAACAACCCCACGGGCGAGGAAAAACGUUUUCCAGUCACGGAGCCAAGCGUCCCGCCACUGUCACCCGCCGGCGGGGCCGCGCACACAGGCCGCAUGCCCGUGCUCCCCCUCCCGCCCCCGUUCACGUAUCGGCUCCGGGGACGGGCCAGGCGCCCGGCCGCCCGCCAUUAAUCGUUAACGGCCGCCCAACGGCUCCCGCGCACGCGCACGGCGCUGUCUGUGUGUGUGUGUAUGAGGGGAAGGAAGGGGGCGGGGCCACCGCCGGCGGAGCGCGCGAAAAUUCCAAACCGGCGGCGCGAGCCGGGCCGCGCGGGUUGUAGAAUGGCCCAGGAUACUACAGCGCCAACACUGGACUUCAAAUAUUGGUUGGAUAAAGCUGUUGAGUGGGGUCAAGCCACCACUUUGGAAACCCAGAAAGAUGUCUGCCUUCACUUGCCCCAGCUGCAGGAGUUUCUACAGCAGACUUACGAGACUUUGAAACAUAUGAAUUCAAUUGUAGCAAUUCAGCAGUUCCCUUUAAUUGGCCAGCUACUAGGAAGGCUUUGUUGGAAUCCUUUUGUUAUAGGAUAUGAUGAAAGCCAGAAGACUCUGAUGUGGUGCUUAUGUUGUCUGUACAGCAGUGAACCACAGAACCCUGUGGAAUUGAAGGCCAACAGCUGGAUACGGAGUUUGCUGUGCCAUCUCCUUUCUUCAUCUAAGUGGGAAAGUAAUGAAGCUGAAACCAGUACAUUCAUAUCAGCUCUUGGCUACACAUCAGCAGAUUAUUACUGUCACUUAGUUGAAAAUAUGGUCUCCUCAUUAGUAACAGAACUCAGAGGAAAUCAAUUUAAUGGACUUACCGUUCAAGGGAGAGUUCCAGCCAGUCGUGUGAAUGCUGUGUCCCUUUUCUGUCUCCCUCUUAUUACUUUGCCUGAUAUAACUCCACUGCUGGAAACUCUUCUUCUUUACCAUGGAGGCGCACCAAAAGAAAUCUUGAGCUCACAGUUCCUGGAGGCUGUGAAUGAUGCCUUUUUAAAGAAGAAAAUCUCCCUUUCUGAAUCAGCUGUCUUCAGUCUCUGGCUUCGUCACUUACCAAGCCUUGAAAACACUACGUUACAUGUUUUAGACCAGCUGUUUUCCAUUCAGAUGAAUUCACUGGAAGAAGCGGCUUGUGUCAUAAAAGAUUCAUUUCUGCCACAAGCAGCAAGCCAUCCUGCCAUUUUCAGAAUUGUUAAUGAAAUCUUCAAGAAUGCACUGCUGGAAACUGAUGGAACUCCAGAAGUUAUGACCAUAAUACAGGUGUUUACACAGCUCUUCGUUCAGGUUCACCAGAAUGAAAACAAGCAGCAUAAAUUUCCACUGAAGGCCUACUUCCCUCACCAUCACCAGCCCCUUGUAAUAGCUUUACUGAGACGUCCUUUUGAAUUGCCAGCCACACACUGGUCUCAACACUUGACGCACAUUUCUGAUAUGCUCAAAGCCUUGGUAGAAGACAGAAACAUUAGUUCCUCUGACCUUUUAGAAAUCUGGUUUUUGGUUGCUUGUUUUGGAGAGUGGCUGGAUAUUGCUGCAGAACAAUUGCUGAAGGCAGCUGUAGAACCAGAUGCUUUGCUGUGGCUGUUGGCAUUUUACUACUGUCCUCAGAAUGAAAACCUACAGAGGACUCAAACAAUGGCAGAAGCUCGAGCAGUCUACAACCAUCUAAUGGCGCUCUUCAACACUACUACCCUUUCUGUCAGAGAUCUGCAGGCUGCUGUAAACAAUAUAACAGAUACAGAGCAAUGUUAUACCCAGCAUCUUACAACACAUCUUCUUACCAACUUUUUACUAUUUUCUUCCAGUGGACAUAUGAUUGCCCAGGAAUUUAUUUCCCAUAUUACUGAGACAACUGAUGUAAGCAAGGAAGUUCGUAGCCUUCUUAUCCGUACUGCAUACAGAAUUAACCAAAAUGGAGAAGAAAACCAAAAGACUGUGAAGCUGCUGAAUGAACUUCUUCAAAAACUUAACGUUUGAAGCUUAGGUUUUUAAUGUCAUCUCCUUAUCAAGGCAAAAAAUCAGGGCUUUAAUCAGGUGUCAACCUUUCACGAACAUCUUGUAUUACUAGUUAGCAAGGUUAGAAGAAAAAUCUCUUAGCAUUCUGACUUAAGGAUAGCCCAUAACUUUUCCUUCCCUCAUAUAUUUGAAAAUUUAUUUGUUUUGAAAUGUAGCCUAUUAGAAUAUAAAAGAAAGUGUGAAAGAUGGUUGAAAACUUUGUUCUCAUCUCUACCUGUUUUACAAGAGACCAAUGUCAUUUAAAGCAGCUUACUCAUCUUGUUGUUUAUCUGGCUGUGGAUCAAUUUUUCUCCCAAAUUACUCAUGGUUUUAUUAGCAAAUUGUAUCCAAUUGUUUGGUUGGUAAGUUGUUCCUAAAACGUUUUGUUCUACAAUUCUGCUUUUACAAGAGUAGCGAUGAUCUCAAGUGAGAGUUAAUGAUUCAUGGUGAAUGCACUCCAUGUUCUCAGGAAAUCAACAGUGUUUCCUGAACUCUUUAAUUCUUUUUGAAAACAUUUCCAAAAUAAAACUCCUCUCAGAUCUGGUAAGUGAUUAACUAACAGUACUGCAGCUUUCACAGUACGGUGUUCUCUCCAAUGAGCUGGUCUCUGUCGACAGAUGCUGCAGAUAGAAGGUUUCUCUCAGUAAAGCCUAUUUUCAGUGUGUGGAGACUGAUGCUAUUGUUUAUUUGUUUAAGAAAUCUUUUUUUUUUUUUCUUCAUAGAGACAAAAUAGGGCAAGCACAACAUAAGUGUAAGGAAACUUUCUAGUUUGAAGGCCAAAUUUCCUAAAGAAAGCAUGCGGUUACAACUCAUCUCCUUCCUUUUUUGUGUCAAGAGGUACGGUUUGUUUGCUUACUUCUAUCUUUGUGUCAUUUGUCUGAUGAGGAGAACGUCGACAGGGAACAAAGCCUUAGUGUUUUACACUUAGGAAAGUACUUAUCCCAAGAAGCGUAGUGAACACGUUUCUAGCUUAACUAGACUAGUAAGAAUGGAGAAUGGUAAUGGUAGAGCACCUUAACACAUUUCAGUCAUUUCUUCUCAUAUAUUACCUAUCUAGCUUUAACGUCAACACUUAUGCUGUGUUCAAAGAUACACGCUGGAAUAUUAUUCUUGCGUAUAAAAUUGGAGGUACAUAUCUUAAAUUACUAUAGCUUUAUGGGUGUAGCAUUUGUUUUUGAGCAAGGGAGAAGAAAAACAAAGUUCUUAGUAUCCUUUGGCUGCAAGAAGUGGAAGAAUAUUCUGUAACUGUUCUUACAAUUUUGUUCCCAGUGAGUCAUAUCAGACUAAAUUACAGAAGUUACGUGUCCUCUGAGUGAAUUUAUUAAUAUGGUUGUAAUAUUUGACUCCAGCAUAUGAAGAAAUAAUAAAUAUUUAAUAUAUGUCUGUGAAGAACACUGCUUUUUCUCUUUUUGGAUUAAAAAUAGUUCUGAA